AUGACGACGCGGCUGGCAGACGGCCACCGUCCCAUCUAUCUCGAUCACCACGCCACCACGCCACUCGACGGCGCUGUGCUGGAUGCCAUGAUGCCGUACCUCACCGACAAGUUCGGCAACGCCUCCAGUCGCACCCAUGCCUAUGGCUGGGAGGCCGAGGAAGCGGUGCACCAGGCACGCGAGCAGGUAGCCGCACUGAUCAACGCCAGGCCGGAGGAAAUCGUCUUCACCAGCGGCGCUACCGAGUCGGACAACUUGGCGCUGAAGGGCGUCGCCCGCGCAUACAGAGACCGAGGCAACCACAUCAUCACCACCACAACCGAGCACCGCGCCAUUCUGGACGCCUGUCAGGCGCUCGAAGCCGAGGGCUUCGACAUCACCUACGUGCCGGUGGACAGCGGCGGCUUGGUCGACCCGGAGGACGUGCGCCGAGCCAUUACGCCGCGCACCAUCCUGAUUUCGGUGAUGUACGUCAACGCCGAGAUCGGCACCAUUGCUCCCCUUGCCGACGUCGGCGCCGUGGCGAAAGAGCACGGCCUGCUGUUUCACAGCGACGCGGUGCAGGGCGUCGGCAAAAUCGCUUGCAACGUGGAUGACCUGCGUGUCGAUCUGAUGUCCAUUUCCGCCCAUAAGAUAUACGGCCCCAAAGGAAUCGGGGCGCUGUACGUCCGCAAAACGCACCCGGAACGGAUUCGCCUGCACCCGAUGAUCGACGGCGGCGGACAGGAACGCGGGCUGCGCUCCGGCACCGCCAACGUCCCCGGCAUCGUCGGUUUCGGCAAGGCGUGCGAGGUGUGCCAGGCGCAAUGGGAGCCCGAGUCCAUCCGCCUGCGCGGCCUGCGGCAGCGGCUGCACGACGGGCUGACGGCGCGCAUCGACGACGUUGUUCUCAACGGCCACCCCGAGCCGCGGCUGCCCGGCAAUCUGAACGUCAGCUUCGCCUAUGUGCAGGGCGAGUCGCUGCUGCUGAGCAUGCAGCACGUCGCGGCGCUGUCGGCGGGCUCGGCCUGCUCGUCGGGCUCGAAUGAGCCGUCCUACGUGCUGCGGGCCAUCGGCCUCGACGACAUGCUCGCCAACACCUCCAUCCGCUUCGGCCUCGGGCGCUCCACGACGGCCGAGGAGAUCGACAUCGUGAUCGAUGCAUUGGUGGAGAAAGUGGCGCGGUUGCGCGCGCUGUCACCCAUGAGCAAAGGGGCAGCCAUUCGGAUCCGCGCCGGCUGCUAA
Molecule: messenger RNA, 1224 nt
Organism: Geodia barretti
Lineage: Eukaryota; Metazoa; Porifera; Demospongiae; Tetractinellida; Geodiidae
Source: the annotation of a GenBank genome assembly